ACAAAAAUAAAUCCCAUUGACCCCCUCUCUCUCUCUCUCUAACACGCACAACAAAAGCAGUUUUUUCUCUCGUCUUUCUUCUUCUUCUUCUUCUCCAUCAUGAUGCAGAUCGGUUCUACUCUUCCUGCGCUAAACCUAAAUCAGUUUAACACAAGACGUGCGAGCUUCAAGUCCCAAAUGUCUCCUCUGAACCCUCUAAAAAGAUCAUCAUCUUCUUCAUCUCAGUCUACUCGGGUACAUCUCGCGAACCUCGAGAAGCUUCUGCAGAAACCGCCGUUACCGGACAAAGCAAUAGACCCGCUAACUGUUCGACAAAAUGCCUAUGAGAACGGACCCGUCGAGAAGAAGGGAAAAGGCCUGCUCGAAGGGCUUAACCUGGCCCGAAUGUGGUCGGAGAUGAAAGCCAACGACGAAAUGUCGCCGCGUAACAUGAACCGCCUCCAACAGCUUCUCAGCAAAACAGACGAGUACUCGCCGAGAAACAAUCUGGGCCGUCGAUGGAGAGAUUAUCAUGGUUGCAGUGAUUGGAUCGGACUGCUUGACCCGCUCGACGAGAAUCUCCGCCGCGAGGUCGUCCGAUACGGCGAGUUCGUCCAGGCGGCCUAUCGGUGUUUCCACUCCAACCCCGCCACACCGGCCGACGAGCCGCCGUUUCCCCGCCACGUGGCGCUGCCGGAGAGGUCGUAUAAGGUGACUAAGAGUCUUUACGUGACUUCGUCCGUGGGUUUGCCCAAGUGGGUCGAUGACGUGGCUCCGGAUCUCGGGUGGAUGACCCAGCGAUCCAGUUGGAUCGGGUACGUCGCGGUCUGUGACGACAAGAGGGAGAUCCAACGGAUGGGGAGGAGGGACAUCGUCAUCGCACUACGAGGUACUGCCACGUGUCUAGAGUGGGCUGAGAAUAUGCGGGCCCAGCUUAUAGAAAUGCCCGGGCAAGAUCAGGACCCGGCGGAUAACCUGGCCCACGGACAGCCCAAGGUGGAGUGCGGGUUCUUGAGCCUCUAUAAAACACGCGGGGCUCACGUGCCGAGCCUUGCCGAGUCAGUGGUUGAAGAGGUCAAGCGGCUCAUGGAAUUAUAUAAAGAUGAGACGCUGAGUAUUACCGUGACUGGCCACAGUCUAGGAGCGGCCUUGGCAUUACUAGUAGGCGACGAGCUAAGCACGUGCGCCGAAGAUGUCCCACCGGUGGCGGUCUUCUCCUUCGGAGGGCCUCGGGUCGGAAACCGAGGCUUUGCGGAUAGGAUCAAUGCAAAAAAUGUUAAGGUCUUAAGGAUUGUGAACUCACAAGAUGUAAUCACUAGAGUUCCCGGUACAUUUUUGAGUGAAGGAUUAGAAGAGAAGUUAAGGAACACGAAAGUCGGUGGAAUGCUCGAAAUGCUAGAGGAAAACAUGCCCUUAGCGUACUCACACGUCGGGGCGGAACUUAGGGUCGACACGAAAAUGUCGCCCUAUCUUAAGCCUAACGCGGACAUGGCUUGUUGCCAUGAUUUGGAGGCUUACUUGCACUUAGUGGACGGGUUUUUGUCUUCUAAUUGUCCGUUUAGAGCAAACGCCAAGCGAAGCUUGGUGAGGUUGCUACAAGAUCAGGGGUCGAACGUCAAAAGAUUGUAUAUAAGCAAGGCAAAGUCCUUGAGUUUGAAUCUCGAACGGGAAGGCAUGCCCUUUCAUAGUUGCUUGUCAAGUCCAUCUUAACAUAAUAAUAGAAUUGGUUGAAAGUA
Molecule: messenger RNA, 1715 nt
Organism: Morus notabilis
Lineage: Eukaryota; Viridiplantae; Streptophyta; Magnoliopsida; Rosales; Moraceae
Product: phospholipase A1-Ibeta2, chloroplastic
Exons: 1
Coding region: 100-1689 (529 amino acids)
Biological process (GO): lipid metabolic process
Molecular function (GO): glycerophospholipase activity
Source: RefSeq, a predicted model, not a curated record